This is a messenger RNA of Cooperia oncophora, 387 nucleotides long. Lineage: Eukaryota; Metazoa; Nematoda; Chromadorea; Rhabditida; Trichostrongylidae. The record is from the annotation of a GenBank genome assembly.
AUGAAGCCGAACAGGACGAAGAGAGCUGUAAAACAGAUAGUGACAACGAGAAAAGGAAAAAUACUGAAGCUUCACCUGGAGGGGAAGGACGAUAGCAUGUACGUAAAAGGAAAACUGCUUCCCGCGUUGAAGGAGGAUGAAGCUCCUUACUUAUGUUCACGACCAGGUAAAUUGAAGUCGUCCGAAGAGGGCGAGGAGGGAAAAGAGAAGAAAGGAGAAGAGACAACGCAUCCUACAGCGCCACAAGAAAAAACCGCUCCACCAACGAAACAUGAACAAACCCAUCCGCCAACAAAACAAGCGACCACAGGUUCAACGAGAGAAACACCUGGUAAUCGCCCUGUGGGGAACAACAAGGACAACAACCGAAGAGACCAAAGCUCCUGA